UUUGCUUUUUUUAGUUUUUUUAUACAACCAUUUUUCACCGAGUUACAGCAUGUUGAAAAUCACCUAAAAAUUUCGGAUUUUUUUUCUAUCCCUUAAUUUCUGUGACCAGUGUAUAUAAAAUGUGUAUAAAAAAUAUAUUUUAAAUAGCUCACUUUUGGCCGAUUUUCGUAUAUAUUUUAUAUAUUUUAAAUGUAAUUUAAAUAUAUUAAAAAUAUAUCUUAGAGUACCUAAAAAAUAUAAUUAUGGAAAUAUAAAAAAUAAAUUUUUUUUAUGUUUUUAUAAAUGUAUUUUUUAUAUGAUUGAAUGCGUGUGUGUGUGUGUCUAAAAUAAGAUAAUUUCAUGGGAAUUAAAAAUUCUAAAGAUCUACACAGAAAAAAAGAAUUUCUUGGCGCAAGAAAUAUUUUGUAUUAUGAAUUGAAGACAAAAAUUUUUCUUGGCUCAAGAAUUUUUUUCUCGCCUAAAAAAUUUUUUUCUUGUUCCAAGAAAAUUUUAUCUUACCCCAAGAAAAGUUUUGUUUUCACUUUAUAAUACAAAAAAUUUCUUGGGUCAAGUAAAAAUUUUCUUAGAACAAGAAAAAAUUUUUUGCGCCAAGAAAUCCUUUUUUUCUGUGUAAGGGAUCUGGCAAGUUACCAAAUUUAUUUUAAAAAUUUUAAUUAAGAUCUAGGGGAUCAGGCCGGUCGCUAAUUUUUGUAUUAUAUUAGGUACUUUGUAUUUGUUUUAUUUUGCUUUUUUUUUUUUUUGUAAAAAAUAAUUUGUUUUACUUAUAAAAAAUUUUAAACGUGUACUCAGCACGAUUUUAUACAGAGAAUCUGUUUUUGGUAGUAUACUAUUUUUCCGUUAGAGUAGAAAAUUAAAAUUUCGGUGCAAGUAUACUCUAAAUUAAAAUAAAAUAUUACAUGAUUUAUAAUUUUUUGUUAUUUUACUGCCAACACUAUUGUCAAGUUUUAAUAAUAAAUAAAUUAUUAUUAGUUUAUAUCUGAAGAGCAACAGGUCAAGGCUAAUAAACAUAUCAACGUCAAAUUAUCGGACUGAACGCAUUUAGACGUCACCCCCAUGUCGAGACUAAAAAUCAAUUGAGGAUCGGAUUCUGAGCUGCUAUGAAAGUAGCUGGAGUUUCUGUAGAUUGAAAGGGGUAUCAGUACGGAUACCGGUAAAGUACACGAGCUCACUAGCAGGCUAAAUUAAAGGAGAACGAAUAAAUGCUUUGGCAUGACGGUAACCUUGACCUACGAGAUAGUUUUUGCGCCGGCGUCGAGUCCUCGAGUUACCACUCUCUUGCACCCACUUUCACCAACCCCUCUUUCCCAGACUGACGAUUGCUUGAGCUUUCUCCAUACGACUGUCGACAACGCUGUCGCGUUUCGAAACAACCCGAUACCUAUUUAAAAGCUUUCUGCCCUCCCCCCCCCUCCAAGCUGAGCUACCUAUAGUAAUAAGGGUAGCCUCACGUUUAUAGAGUAAGGUUAGGUCCCCUGGAUAUGUACCCAACGCAACGAAUCCGUUUUCUUUGCUGACACUCAGUUAGCCGCGAGUUCUCGCGUUGUAAGAUUCAUCUGCUCGCGAUUAUGUUAUAUACUUAAGUAAAUAAAUACUUUAUCAAUUUGUUUUAAUACAGUGAUUGAUAUUAUUGAACAAUUUAAAUAAAAGUUUAAAAUAAUAAUAAUAAUAAUAAUAAUAAAUUCCGGGCUAUUUGUCUUGAUGGGAAAGGUUCAGCUUUUCCCUGCCAUGAAUCUCAUAUUGGAGAUAUGCAGAAGCCUUUGAGAGAGCUGAGCAGAUUAUGCUUGGGUACGAGCAAUCAAAGUAAUGCAGUAGUAGUUACAGCAGAUAUAGUUUCUUCUGAACCUCCCAGUGGCUUACCAUUACUUCAAAUAUGGCCCAGCGAAUCUCCAAGAGGCGAGGCCGAUGGUCAGGCUUUUAUUUUUCCAGAUGCCCAAGACAGUAUCAACGACAGUGGUAUCGAAUCUAUUCAGGCUUCCCCAUCUCCAUGUGGCGUGGCAUGCAGCAGCGUGACAGCAAGUCCUUUACAAUCACGUCGACCAAGCCUUCUACAUCCAGAUCAUGCACGUCUUCAUUUACACCAUUUGCGACACAACCAUCAUGGAUCAGAUCGAACCCCACUAUCCCCAGAUCGGACUUCUAUAGACGAGGAACAACCUCCUGCACCUCCGAGUCCGUCCAGUUCAACCACAAGCAGCCUUAAGUCUAUGCCCAGUUCAACAAUGGCUUCCAUACAUUCUUCACAUGAUAGAAGACGUAGUAGUAGAUACAGUGUUUUCGAUGCUUUGGACUUGGAGUAUGCACUUUUACGAGCUGCAGCAAGAGGUUCAGUUGGUCCAUAUUCAUUCUCAGAAUCUCUUCACAAAUUGACCUUCACCCAGAGUCUAGCUUUUCCAGCGCUGGCGCGAGGGCUCGCAUCGAAACAAAAUGUACCAACGAGACAACCCCAACAGCAUUCGGAAAGUGGUUUAAAUGUCUUUGCUAAAGUCGUUACUGCUUUAGUGUUAAUGCUUGUGAGCGUUCUUGUGUUCGGGAUAGUUUAUAAAUUUGUAAGAACGUGAGGAUGGUUGCUGGUACCUGGUAGAAAUUACAACUCUUCUGAAGAGCUUCGUGGUGUUAGUGAUAUCGAUAGAACGGGUACCAGCGAUCAUUUUGUUAUAAAUAAUUGAAAAAUGUGAAAAAAUAAUCAAGGUCUUACUUAAUUAUUUCAAGGAUAUUAUUAUUGUUAUCAUUUUUAAUUCAAAGUGAAAUCAUCGAUUUCGAAUGAUUAUAAAAAUAUAUAUAUAUUUAUAUACAUGCUCUUUAAAUAUGCUUGCGUAUGAAUGCAUGUUAUUCGAAUAAAAUUCGUUGACAUAUUUAUUUUUGAGAAUUUGGAUAGGAAUAAAUUCAGUAAAUUUUAAACUCUAUUAGAAUUUAUGAAAUGCUGUGUUACUAAAACGUCGAGGAAAUGAGGUUGUAAAAGCUGCACUUACGUACACUUGAGAGAAUAUUCCCGUUCGUACUGAAAAAUAAAGAGAAUGAAUUUCCGAUAAUAUGAAUUUUAAAAUGGGAUGAAGAUUAAGUUUACUUUUUGUAAAAUAAAAAAAAAGAAAAUGUAUCUAAUACAUAAUAUAAAAAAAAAAAUUAAACAUGACUUAUUGUGAUAGGUAACUAUGAAUACUCAUUUGUUUAUCUCUAAACUUUUAAAUAAUUAAAUCUUAAAGCUCCAAAACUAUUUCGCGAUGAAAAAAGAUUUUAUACAAUUGUAUAAAAUUAUAUAUAAAUUGGAUAGAAAAAUGGCC
Molecule: messenger RNA, 3278 nt
Organism: Microplitis mediator
Lineage: Eukaryota; Metazoa; Arthropoda; Insecta; Hymenoptera; Braconidae
Exons: 4
Coding region: 1746-2558 (270 amino acids)
Source: RefSeq, a predicted model, not a curated record